UUUUGUCUCGAAGCCGUGCUUCGAUCUUGAGUGAAUGACGGCGUGUUUAUAGUGGGUCUUGUGGCUGCAGUCAGGCGUGGAUUAGUUGAUUUACCGAGAUGUUUUGGGGAUCAGCAGGUCAGCGGGGAUCUGUCGGGCUUCUCCGCUGCUGGUCCCUGACGGUCAGCCCCAAGACUCUCACACCCACCCGGUGUCCUCUGCACACUCCACGCUCUCUCUCGUUCUCUGCCCCCCUAAAGUCUCCUGCUCAUGAAGAGGUGAAGCAGCCUCUGAGGCGGUGGGAUCUGGCGGUGAGCCCCUUCACCACUGUGCGCGCACAGAUAGGCUGCAACAUAUCCAUCCACCCGCUGGACCCGCACACCUACCCCGAGGCUGAUCGAGCCUUCAUAACAGUCCACGGGCCAGACAAGGGGCAGGAAGUCAGUCUGGACCGGUUAAAGGUCCACUAUGAUGACCGGGGCAAAGAGCUCCUAAUAUCCGCUGAGACGGUGGACAGCGACGUGUCCAUCGAAAUGUCUGCACCCAUCAAAAGCAAUCUCUUCAUUACUACUCAAGGAAAGGGCAGCGUUCAAGUUAAGAACAUGGAGUGUGAUAUCUGCAAGGUGCGAACAGAAAAGGGGAACUGCCUGCUGCACUCUGUCAAGGCUCAUCAGGUUGAGGUGCAAUCCCACGAAGGGCAUGUUACAGGUGUGGGCACAAUCAAUGGCAACGUGGUCAUCAGCACUGGUGGAGACAGUGCAGUGGAUGUCAAGAAGCUCCAGGGCACCAAGAUGAAUGUGUCAACAGAGCACGGCCCUCUGAAGGUCAAAGCCAUCUACGCAGAGUCCACCUGCAUCUUAUCCCGUUCGGGGAGAGUGAACCUAGGGCACGUACACGGUGAGACUACUGUGAAGAACACGUGUGGAGAUACAGUUAUAGAUGGUUCAAAUAGCUUCCUGAAGGUUUCCUCUGACAGCGGAGGCAUCGACGUCUACGUGGGAGACGGUGGCACUGCUGAGCUUCACAGUCAGCAAGGAGCGGUGAGCGUGCGUGUGCCUUCCUCAUUAAGAGCUGGGGUGAGGCUUUGUGGGACAUCGGUGGAUAUCAGCCCAGAGGUUGUUCUGCAUGGAGUAGAAAACAGCAUGUCUGAAGGCCACACCACAGUUACUGGCUACAUGAAUGUAGAGCCUCCAGCUAAUCAGUGGGUUAAAGCUCAAGCAGACAGAGGCUCCAUCAGACUGACCCUACAAAGCUGGUUUGAGUCCCGGAGGCUGGUCAGCUGAAUGUCCCGUUUUUUUCCUAGAAUCAUAAUGAUGCAUCGCUGAACUGGGAGUUAAAAAAUUUACAAGAAAGAGCCAAACAUUACUGCAGCUGUAAGAGACUGAAUGCUAAUUUAACUCUUUGCUCAGGAUAUACUGCAUUAUAAUCUGAAGUAUAUUACAAAUGUUCUAUGUGUGUAAGAAGCCACUGUACAUACAGACUACAGUGAGAUUAUGUGUGCACCAAACUGUUGGAAUGUUUUGGAUGUUUAAAAAAAAAAAAGUUUUGCUCAUGUUUUUUUUGGUCCAAGUUUACCGAAUGUUACUGGAUGCUACCUCAAACUAUGAAAGCACCGUUGAAUACCUUG
Molecule: messenger RNA, 1606 nt
Organism: Oreochromis aureus
Lineage: Eukaryota; Metazoa; Chordata; Actinopteri; Cichliformes; Cichlidae
Gene: fam185a
Product: family with sequence similarity 185 member A
Exons: 8
Coding region: 99-1262 (387 amino acids)
Source: RefSeq, a predicted model, not a curated record